AUGACGAAGCAAGAUCAGCCCCUGAUCUUUAUCCUGCAACCGUCCUCCUCCCAAUCACAGAGGGAGAAAGAGCUUCAGGCUUCCGAGCGCAAAGCCCACGCGGCCAAGGUCGCGCACGCCCGACGCCGACACGUGCGCGGCGUCGGUCAAGUCAGGCAGGGGAGAACAAGUAGCAGGACAGCGUCUGGCGCAGUUGGCCCAGGGAGGUCGACUCAGGCUGCAGAUUCCAGGACAGAUGAUCAUUGGAUAGAAGAAGAAGCACAAGAGGAUGUUCCAGCUGCGGCCCUCGUCCUAUCUCAACAUGCUCCCCUACCGCUUUCACCACACGGCUCGUCUGAUCCGUUCAGUUCCCAAGCUAUCCCCAUCACGCCGCGAGUGAAUCAAGUAUUACAAUAUGCCACCCAGUCGCUGGCCAGCCUCUUUGCCACGAGCUACGUCAGGAGAUUGUUCUCUGAACCGUACAAACAGUAUUUCGACCCCAAGGGUCUCCAGCCCCUGAUCGAAAAUGUCAGAUCGUUCUAUUGGACUUGGGAGUGGUCGUCAGCCGAGGAAGGCUCACUCUCCUCCUAUGUCUCGUUGUACGCUACAUCCAUGACACGAUUUAUGCCUAGACACACGCAUAAAGAAUACUCGAUGAUGGCCCUCACUCUCCGGACACGAAGUCUCGAGAUUCUGCGACAGCGAGUAAGCGAUCUGGAUGGGACUCGCCGACCAGACAUGGCGCUUAUCAUGAACGUAAUGCGUCUAUUCCGCAUGGACUCGUUCGCCGGAGACGUCAAAGCGGCGAGACUGCAUGCGAAAAUGAUCCGUGGCUUUGCAGAGAGUGUCCCAGAGCUACAGCAAAGGGGCCACUUCAUCCGCAUGACAGUGUACAAUGACAUCGUCUCCGCGACCAACCAGCUUCGGCGGCCAUUGCUUGACUAUGACAAUUGGAUCCAGCCUUUCAUGGACGAGUGCAAACGACCGAUAGCACACUACCUCCCAUUCGAGCCCGCCAACGAGAAAGACAUCCACUAUUCUGUCUCGCUAUAUCAAUUGCGCAAGGUCAUGAAGCGGCUCCAGUGGUAUCUGUCCUUUGUGAAGGACGGGGCAAGCUUCACGCCGAGGACGUUAACAGAAGCAGAGAAUAUUCAUCGCUGGGUAAUAAUUUCCGCCCAAAAAGAUAUGGCCACCAUCUUAAACCUCUAUGUGGACAUCGCCGUAGAUGAUGAACCUCUCCAUCUCACAAACAUUGCCUUGACUCUAGCAUUGAUCAUGGCCCUCCAAAAGAGCAUGUGGGAUGCACUGCUCAACGGCGCAGAUAUCUGCGACUCUUCUCGGGCGGUCCUACCACGGUUGGAGCCGGUGAUGAAAUCGAUCCUCGAGACUUCGACCUUGGAAGAGCUGCAUUACUACCGGGAAGCGCACUUCUGGGUCUUCUUCGUGGCAGCUCAAAUGGAGCAGCUGAAACUCAAGUCAUCUCCUCAGAACCAGGCGCCGUCGCCCUCAUUGUGGUUCAACAACAUGCUUGCGCAACAAGCGCGGUUUCUGAACUUGCAGAAAUGGUUCGAUGCACGGGAACUGCUGCAAAGGUUCGUUUUCAACGAGUUCUGGGAGCCGUCCGCAAGCGUUUGGUAUGAACCAAUGGUUCAGAAUCUUAGUGGCCCUACCAACAGGGCCGCGACCGCUCUCAACAGCGAGCAGUCAGCGCUGAUACUCGCACGACCUUCGAACACUGCCUCGGGGCCUGCCACCAGCGGCAUGCCGCCUGGCAGAGCUCGCCUCCUGCGGCCAGGUGCGUAG
Messenger RNA from Fonsecaea erecta, 1782 nucleotides. RefSeq lists its product as hypothetical. The transcript has 2 exons. Lineage: Eukaryota; Fungi; Ascomycota; Eurotiomycetes; Chaetothyriales; Herpotrichiellaceae. The record is from RefSeq and is a predicted model, not a curated record. The coding region runs from base 1 to 1782 and encodes 593 amino acids.